Messenger RNA from Penicillium digitatum Pd1, 606 nucleotides. Its product is annotated as ESCRT-II subunit protein VPS25. Gene Ontology annotation, cellular component: ESCRT II complex. NCBI's taxonomy places the organism in Eukaryota, Fungi, Ascomycota, Eurotiomycetes, Eurotiales, Aspergillaceae. The record is from RefSeq and is a predicted model, not a curated record. Gene Ontology annotation, biological process: protein transport to vacuole involved in ubiquitin-dependent protein catabolic process via the multivesicular body sorting pathway. Gene Ontology annotation, molecular function: structural molecule activity; protein homodimerization activity.
AUGACAACAAUGCCCCCAUUCCCCUUCCCACCAACCUACAGUUUUCCCCCCUUCUUCACCCCGCAACCAAACACAGCAACCCGCCACUCGCAGCUUGAGAAAUGGUCCUCUCUAAUCCAGUCCUGGUGCCGACAUCAUCGUCAGUACCGCCUCUCCCUAAUUGACGCCGUGGAAACCCCGCUCUUCCACAACACAGCCCUGCGCAAGCGCCUUGAUUUACGUGAGGCCCGCGCAGUCAUCGACUGGAUGGCCAAGAGCGAAGAGGAAAACGGCGGUGGGCGGCGAGCGGAGUGGAUAUCUGAUGCAGGAGCGUCGUCUUCGGUGACUUUAUUAAAUGGCGCUGGGCAGGGGCCGAAGACUGUGGCGUGGAUUUGGUGGAGGAGACCUGAAGAGUGGGCGGAUGUCUUGGUUGAGUGGGUUGAGAGUACUGGACAGAGGGGGUCAGUUCUGACGGUCUAUGAGUUGAUUCACGGGGAAGGGGCUAUGUCACAGGAGUUCCAUGGCAUGGAUACUGAUGUCAUGCUGCGCUCGCUGAAUGUCUUGGUCAAGAGGGGCAGGGCGCAAAUUUUUGGUGGUGAGGGCCAAGAGGGUGUUAAGUUCUUUUGA